This is a messenger RNA of Hyposmocoma kahamanoa, 1182 nucleotides long. It is a transcript of the gene Sgt1, whose product is annotated as protein SGT1 homolog. The transcript has 6 exons. Lineage: Eukaryota; Metazoa; Arthropoda; Insecta; Lepidoptera; Cosmopterigidae. The record is from RefSeq and is a predicted model, not a curated record. Gene Ontology annotation, biological process: protein stabilization. Bases 97 to 747 code for a protein of 216 amino acids. Gene Ontology annotation, molecular function: protein-folding chaperone binding.
GUCAGUCUAGAAAAAUCGGCAAAAGUGAGCAGUUGUUUUGUUACCUACCAAAAAUAAAUUCUUCCACAUUGAUCUAACUAAAAUUAUUACUCGAAAAUGUCGGAAACUAAGGAGGACGUCCCGGGCGAGCCGGCGAAACCCAAGAUAAAGCAUGACUGGUACCAAACAGAGUCGCAAGUCGUGGUGACAGUUCUUAUUAAAAAUGCACCAGCUGAUAAAGUCAAAGUACAUUAUGGAGAUAGAAGCCUGUCGGUAUCAAGCCCAAUUCCAAACUCCGAUAACGAGUACAGCCUGGAGUUGGAACUAGCACACGAGAUUAUACCAAACAUGUGCACAUUCAAUGUAAUACCAUCCAAGAUUGAGGUGAAGCUGCGCAAGAAGGAAGGGCUGCGCUGGACACAGCUUGAAGGAGAGGGCAAUGAGGAGAAGAUAAAGGCAAUACCGCAAGCCGUUAUAGACGCGUCCGGACCACAGCAACCUCCAAACGUUUUCAGAAAAAAUUGGGACAAGAUAGAGAAGGACAUUAAGAAAAUGGAAGAAGAAGAAAAACCUGAAGGGGACGCAGCCUUGAACUCUCUCUUCCAAAAGAUUUACGGUGAAGGAUCUGACGAAGUUCGCCGCGCGAUGAACAAGAGCUUUGUAGAAUCCGGUGGCACGGUACUCAGCACAAACUGGAAUCAAGUCGGCAAAGACAAGGUCGAGAUGAAACCGCCAGACGGCUUAGAAUUCAAAAAAUGGGAGAAUUGAACUGGUUUUAAAAUAUUAUAUGUAACUUUUUUAUUUACUUUGAUUUAGAUUGCGGUGUUCAUAAAGUGCUGUAAUUUAAAACCGUAAACAUAUAAGUAUACAUCGCAGCUUGACAACACGCAUUAAAAAAAGUUAUAACAGAUUGUCUCGUGGAAAUAUAAUGUAGGUCUCCUAAAAAAAGAUUUUACAGGCAAACAUUCACCUGCAAUUUGAUCAGAUGGUAAUCUACGCAUGGAUGGAUCAUUUUUCGAUGAUACCUUAUCGCAUUAGUGGCAUACACUAUAGUGAAAAGAUUUGGUACUCACGGAUUGUUGUUCAAGGUGCACCAGACCUACAGAAAGAAUAUGGUUACAUCGUGCGAGGAGACUCCUUUCGUGCAUACCAAGGGAAUACUUGAUAAUUUGAAAUUAUGAUUUUGUUUUAACAUUAUCGGCU